GAGGGGCCCUCCUGGGUACAGCAUGUGCUCUUAGAAUCCACAACAUCUCCCUUCAGAAAAGCCCAUGUUGCUUUUAGAUAGGAAAUUACCAGCACAGUUUUGGCUCACCACCAAUAAUGUGUGUGUGUCAGUGUGACAGACUAACCUUUGGAAAUAUGAGUGUUUCUGAGUGCCUCGCAGUCUUGACUGUUGCCUGAAUGCCUGUAGAUGUGUAUCUCGCUGUGUGUUUUUGUCUGUGUUUUGGUCUGUGUUUGCGUGUUGUUGUCGGUGUUCCCUGGUCUGAUUGCACCCGUGUCUGACAGUCCCUGUCCUGUGCUUACACAGCAUAAGCUGAAGUCUUCACAGAGGGACAAGGUACGGCAGUUCAUGUCCUUCACCCAGGCUGGGGAGAAGACAGCUGUGUACUGCCUCACACAAAAUGACUGGAAACUAGAAGUUGCUACGGAUAACUACUUUCAGAAUCCAGAUCUCUACUGCAAGGAAUCCAUGAAAACGUCAGUGGACCGGAAAAAGCUAGAGCAGCUCUACAAUCGCUACAAAGAUCCCCAGGAUGAGAAUAAGAUUGGUAUUGAUGGGAUCCAGCAGUUUUGUGAUGACCUCUCACUGGAUCCAGCAAGCAUUAGCGUGCUGGUCGUUGCGUGGAAGUUUCGUGCUGCCACUCAGUGCGAGUUCACCAAGAAAGAGUUUUUGGAUGGAAUGACAGAAUUGGGGUGUGACAGCCCAGAAAAACUGAAGGCCCUUUUGCCAAGAUUAGAGCAGGAGCUCAAAGAUAGUGGGAAGUUCAAGGAUUUCUACCAGUUCACCUUUAACUUCGCCAAAAAUCCCGGGCAGAAGGGUCUAGACUUGGAGAUGGCUGUAGCCUAUUGGAACCUGGUUCUGUCGGGACGAUUUAAGUUCCUCGAUCUUUGGAACAAAUUCCUUUUGGAACACCAUAAACGAUCCAUCCCAAAGGACACAUGGAACCUUUUGUUGGACUUUGGUAACAUGAUUGCAGACGACAUGUCAAACUAUGAUGAGGAAGGAGCAUGGCCAGUCCUUAUAGAUGAUUUUGUGGAAUUCGCUCGACCAAUUGUAACAGGAUCAAAACGUAAAACUCUCUAAAUCCAAUCCCAACUCUGGAUAGCCAGAACCUUGUUUCUGUUACAGUGACUUCAUAGUUUUUAAGACUUGUUAAAAAAAAUAAAAUAAAAAUAAGUGAAAAUUGUAGACUUCAGAGAGAAAACAGAAGCACUUGAAACUGUCAGGAAACCACCUUUCAGGGAGCUAAGUGACAACUGUGAGAACAACAGGCCACAUUUUUUUGUCCUCGUGAGACUGAGGCAUUAAAUGGACAUUGCCGGAUUCACUGUUGUCUCUCCUGUUGGAUUCUCCGCAUCCUGGACACCUCUCUGCUCUGCUCCAGGAGGAGCACUACCUGUCAGGUCACAGCCUUGUAAGCGGGGAAGGACGCAGCACUGAGAGGUGGUUCACUGGAGAUGAUGUACUCAAAAGGGACUGGACAGGAGAAAACUGUGUUUCAAGAUUCUUCUAGUCAGCUUUGUGUUGUUAUAUGAAGCUCUGAGUGACUGUGCAAAGCUCCCCUGUCUUACUUCGGGACAGAGUGCUCACUACACCAGCACCAACAGAACUGUUGCAGUUUUAACUGUACAUACUGUAUCUACUGGGACAGUUUACAAAGAGAGCUAUAUGAACAAUAAUAUAAAUAUGUCAAAUUUAUAAAUGCAAAAGAUGAUUCUUUUAUGUACAGUUUAUGCUAACAUCUCUAACGGGAUGCCUCAAUAUCGUGGAUGAUAUGCUGUUGGUCUGUUUGUUCGGUGGAUCUGUCAAGUCAUGGAAUUGUGAGCUUCUCAAUGAAUGUUAAACACAUUCUAAAUCACCUUGGGCUGGUUUCACGAAUAUGUUUUCACUAAAGUAAAAGCAGUACUUUAAUUUGA
Etheostoma cragini (Arkansas darter) is the source of this 1934-nucleotide messenger RNA. RefSeq names its product DCN1-like protein 1. Gene Ontology annotation, molecular function: ubiquitin conjugating enzyme binding; cullin family protein binding; ubiquitin-like protein binding. Gene Ontology annotation, biological process: positive regulation of ubiquitin-protein transferase activity; protein neddylation. The record is from RefSeq and is a predicted model, not a curated record. NCBI's taxonomy places the organism in Eukaryota, Metazoa, Chordata, Actinopteri, Perciformes, Percidae. Bases 208 to 1101 code for a protein of 297 amino acids. Gene Ontology annotation, cellular component: ubiquitin ligase complex. The transcript has 6 exons.